GUCUGCCGCCGCCAGCGCCGCCGCCUUCGCUCGGCCGCCCGCUGCAGUCCUCGCCGUCUGCCGACUACCAGGUGAGCCCUGACCCAGGAUGGCUGAGCCCCGCCAGGAGUUCGAGGCGACGGAAGAGCACGCUGGAGGCUAUGCUGUGCUCCAGGACCAGGAGGGUGACAUGGACACCGGCCUGAAAGAGUCUCCCCUGCAGACCCCCGCCGAUGACGGAUCUGAGGAACCAGGCUCUGAGACCUCUGAUGCUAAGAGCACUCCGACGGCCGAAGACGUGACAGCGCCCCUAGUGGAUGAGCGAGCCCCUGGCGAGCAGGCCGCCGCCCAGCCCGACGCGGACAUCCCCGAAGGAACCACAGCUGAAGAAGCCGGCGUGGGAGACACCCCCAACCUGGAAGACCAAGCUGCGGGACAUGUGACUCAAGAGGCGCUGAGAGUUGCCGGCUGGCAGAGGGAAGCACCUGAGCGGCCCCUGGGCCAGAAGCAGCCAGAAGCCUCGGCUGAGUUGGUCACACCCCUUCCUGAGCAGCGUCCCGUCUUCCCAGAGCCUCCUCCACCAGGAGGCCCUCAGGAGCUCCCCCAAGAGUGGGGACCAACACAUGGGGACCUGGCCAAGGAGGGCCUGGCCUCUCUGAAGCCUGCGUCCGCCGGAUCUCUGCAGAAGGUGCCUGAGAUCGUCAAGGCCCAGGAACGCCUGGGCGGGGAGCUGGGGCUCCAAGGAGGCCAGGCCUCGGACCCAGGGCCCCCCAGCCUGAUCUGCCAGGACGAGCCUGCCCUGUCUGGGGCUCCCCUCCUGCCUGAAGGGCCCAGAGAGGCCGCACACCAGCCCCCGGGGCCAGGACCCAUGGACACUGAGGGAAGCCCUGAGCUGCUGGCGUGCUCGGAGGGGCACCAGGGCAAAGAGAGGCCGGGCGGCCCGGAAGAGGUAGAUGAGGACCAGGACAUCGACGAGUCCUCCCCACAGGAGUCGCCCCCCUCCCAGGUGUCUCCAGGCCAAGGUGGGCCACCCCCCGGGACCCUGGGGCUCCCCGCCGGUGGUGCCGUGCCACUUCCUGUCGACUUCCUCUCCGAAGUCGCCACAGAGACCCAGGCCCGGGUGCCCGCGAGGCGCAGCCCGCCCCCCCCGGGGCUGCUGGCAGCAGAGCCUGAGGCGCCCCCUGAGCUCCCCCUGCAUGGGGAGGUCACAGCCUGUGUGCAGCACCAGGAGCAGGAGCUGGCACACUCCAAGCCGGAUUUGGAAGUGACUGCACUGCCGGGGGGCCCUGGAGAGAAGCAAGAGGCCCAGGGCCCCUCCUUGGGACAGGAUACACAAGAGGCUGGUCUUCCGGAACCAUCUAGAAAGCACCCCGCAGCUGGUCUGCCCGGGAGGCCCGCCAGCCGGGUCCCGAAGCUCAAAGCUCGCUUGGUCAGUAAAGGCAAAGAUGGGACUGGAAGCGAUGACAAAAAAGCAAAGCCACCCACACCUUCCUCUGCUAACACGCAGAGAACUAGGCCCUGCCCUAGCCCCACACGCCCCUCUCCUGGUAGCUCAGACCCUUUGAUCAAACCCUCCAGCCCUGCCGUGUGCCCAGAGCCAGCUUCCUCUCCUAAACACGUCUCUUCUGUCACACCCCGAAAUGGCAGUUCUGGAACAAAGGAGAUGAAGCUCAAGGGGGCUGAUGGGAAAACUGGAACGAAGAUCGCCACACCCCGGGGAGCUGCCCCUCCAGGCCAGAAAGGCGCAGCCAACGCCACCAGGAUUCCCGCGAAAACCACGCCCUCCCCCAAGACCCCGCCGGGCACUGCUACCAAGCAAGUGCAGAGAAAGCCGCCCCCUGCAGGGCUCAAACCGGAGCGAGGUGAAUCGGGGAAAUCUGGGGACCGUAGCGGCUACAGCAGCCCCGGCUCCCCCGGCACCCCUGGCAGCCGCUCCCGCACUCCAUCCCUGCCCACCCCGCCCACCCGGGAGCCCAAGAAGGUGGCAGUGGUCCGCACUCCGCCCAAGUCGCCGUCCUCCGCCAAGAGCCGCCUGCAGACGGCGCCUGUGCCCAUGCCAGACCUGAAGAACGUCAAGUCCAAGAUUGGCUCCACCGAAAAUCUGAAGCACCAGCCGGGCGGCGGGAAGGUGCAGAUAAUUAAUAAGAAGCUGGAUCUUAGCAACGUCCAGUCCAAGUGUGGCUCAAAGGAUAAUAUCAAACACGUCCCCGGAGGCGGCAGUGUGCAAAUCGUCUACAAACCUGUCGACCUGAGCAAGGUGACCUCCAAGUGUGGCUCACUGGGCAACAUCCAUCAUAAACCAGGAGGUGGCCAGGUGGAGGUGAAAUCUGAGAAGCUGGACUUCAAGGAUAGAGUCCAGUCGAAGAUUGGGUCCCUGGAUAACAUCACCCACGUCCCUGGUGGAGGAAAUAAAAAGAUCGAAACCCACAAGCUGACCUUCCGUGAGAACGCCAAAGCCAAGACGGACCACGGAGCGGAAAUCGUGUACAAGUCGCCCGUGGUGUCUGGGGACACGUCUCCACGGCACCUCAGCAACGUGUCCUCCACCGGCAGCAUCGACAUGGUGGACUCGCCCCAGCUCGCCACGCUAGCCGACGAAGUGUCCGCCUCCCUGGCCAAGCAGGGUUUGUGAUCGGGCCUCCGG
Lepus europaeus (European hare) is the source of this 2623-nucleotide messenger RNA. It is a transcript of the gene MAPT, whose product is annotated as microtubule associated protein tau. The transcript is spliced from 15 exons. Gene Ontology annotation, biological process: microtubule cytoskeleton organization; neuron projection development. The record is from RefSeq and is a predicted model, not a curated record. Lineage: Eukaryota; Metazoa; Chordata; Mammalia; Lagomorpha; Leporidae. Bases 89 to 2611 code for a protein of 840 amino acids. Gene Ontology annotation, cellular component: neuron projection. Gene Ontology annotation, molecular function: microtubule binding.